Molecule: messenger RNA, 3996 nt
Organism: Hemiscyllium ocellatum (epaulette shark)
Lineage: Eukaryota; Metazoa; Chordata; Chondrichthyes; Orectolobiformes; Hemiscylliidae
Product: zinc finger protein 239-like
Exons: 5
Coding region: 625-1779 (384 amino acids)
Biological process (GO): negative regulation of transcription by RNA polymerase II
Molecular function (GO): DNA-binding transcription repressor activity, RNA polymerase II-specific
Source: RefSeq, a predicted model, not a curated record
CAGAUGACGAUACACCCGAACAAGUGCCACCAUCUUUAUUGAGGGCAAUGAUUCAUGGGACGCAUGCGCAGUGUCCAACUUUGACGGAGUGAGAACUGCAGCGAGACACAUGCGUCACCUUCUCUGGCAAAGAGUGAUAAGGGAGGAUUAGGGCAGAUUAAAUUCAACCAAGAAAAAUGUUUGUUUUUUAAUCUGACUCUCCAGUGAUCAUAGCAAAAGACCUGGGCCUGUGGAGAAAGUGAUUCUUGUACUGGUUCGUGUGGUGAUGGUGUUCCCAAAGCGUGUUUAGAUAACAGUGAAAGACAAUAAUUCGUAAGGAAGAGGAGUUAAUUGACAGAUCUGUGUGUGCUUGACUGAUCACUCCAGGCCUUGAGCUACCCAUCAGGAUACUAAUUGAGAAUAAUUGAGACCCGGAUCUCAAACAAGUUCUGACAGAGUCAAAGAUCUGAAUAUCAUUGGCUUUAACAGUGGAAGGAGAAAGGUUGAUUUGUAACAAGAAAUUUUAAAAACACAGACAGAUCUGAAUUACCUCAGGAUUCUGAACAUUGAAGAAAAAAAUCACCAUCACACGGGGAGAAACACUUACUGUCUGUGUGUGAAAGAUUCUGUGAAGAUUCAUCUGACAUGCCCAAACGCCAACGCAGUCAGACCGGGAAGACACUGUGGAAAUGUGGGGAUUGUGGGAAGGAAUUUCUUUAUCCAUCCCAGCUGAAAAUGCACCAACGCAGUCACACUGGGGAAAAGCCAUUCAACUGCUCUCAUUGUGGAAUGAGAUUCACUCAGUCAUCCCAUCUGCAGAUGCACCAGCGAGUCCACACUGGGGAGAGACCAUUCACCUGCUCCCAAUGUGGGAAAGGAUUCAGUCAGUCAUCCAACCUGCUGAAACACCAGCAGAUUCACACUGAGGAGAGACAAUUUACCUGUUCUAAAUGUGGAAAAGGAUUCACUCAAUCAUCUAAAUUGCCAGAACAUCAGGGAGUUCAUACUGGAGAGAAACCAUUCACCUGCUCUACUUGUGGGAAGGGAGUUACUCAGUCUUCCAGCCUGCAGAUACACCAGCCAGUUCACACUGGGGAGAAACCGUUCAUUUGCUCAGUGUGUGGGAAGAGAUUCACUCGGUCAUCCAAUCUGCUGAUACAUCAGCGAGUUCACACUGGGGAGAGACCAUUCAUUUGCUCUGUAUGUGGGAAGGGAUUCACUCGGUCAUUCAACCUGCAGAUACAUCAGCGAGCUCACACUGAAGAGAGACCGUUCGUUUGCUCCGUGUGCGGGAAGGGGUUCAUUCGGUCAUCCAACCUGCUGAUACACCAACGGGUUCACACUGGGGAAAGACCAUUCACUUGUUCCGUCUGUGGGAAAGGAUUAACUCAGUCGUCCCACUUGCAGAUACACCAGCGAGUCCACACUGGGGAAAGACCAUUCAUCUGUUCACUGUGUGGAAAAGGAUUCAGUCAAUUAUCCAACCUGCGGACACAUCAGCGAAUUCACACUGGGGAGAGACCAUUCACCUGUUCUGAAUGUGGAAAAGGAUUUAUUCGCUCAUCUGAGCGACUGGAACACCAGGGAGUUCACACUGGGGAGAAACCAUUUACUUGCUCACUGUGUGGGAAAGGAUUCACUCAGUUAUCCAAGCUGCAGAGUCACCAGCGAGUUCAUACUGGGGAGAGACCAUUCACCUGCUCUGAUUGUGGAAAGAGGUUUACCCAGUCAUCCAACCUGCGGAGACACCAACGAAUUCACACUGGGGCGAAACAUUCAGUUGAUCAACCUACCUGCUGAUAGUGUUCGCUCUGGGGGGAGACAUUCAUCAGUAUAUGAGAAGAGAUGCACUGUCAUCCAAACUGUUAACACACCAGUGAAAUGACACUGGGUUCAUCCCGUUCACCUACUCUUUAAAUGGAUUUCCUAUUUGCAAAUACACCAAGAAUCACAGGUGAAGGGUUUUGCUUUUUCUGACACCAAGGAAUGUACCUUGGUCAUUGGGCUGUUUGUGUUUGUUAUUAAACCCAGCUCUGUUCAAAGUACAGAUGUUGUCGGUAAGAUAUUGAUACAAUUGUGUAUUUGUGUAGAAAGCUUAGAAAAUGAUCGUAAUGUCACAACACGUCAACACCUUUACCCUGGGUAAAGACUGUCCACCUGCAUAUUGUUUCCAAAGUGAUUUUGUGGUUCAUCAAGACUGCUUAAACUGUCAGUGAUGAACUUGAUGCUGUCAUAGUCUAUAUCGAGAAAACAUGUUUGAUUUAGUAAACACCACAGUUUAGUGUCCUAUUGGGAUAAAAAUAAUACAAAUCAACUUUUCAUUAAAAAUAUGCUGCAACAAGCCAGUGUCAUUCUGAGUGCCUUAGACACAAGAUGAUCGUGUGUGGGAAGUCAUGUCCAGAGUGAGGUAUAGCCAGUAAUGCUGGAAAUUUAGGUACAAGUGGGAAGGGCUGCCCAUAUUGGAAAGAGACAAAACUGAAUCCAAACAGAUUAAAAUAGAAUUAAGCCCACACCCUAUUUAAGUGAAACAGUGCCUUUGACAUAAGAUUAUUCUGAAGCAAAAGCAUUGUCUGAAUAGUUACAAGGAAUGUUGAUGGAGACACCCUUGAUAAGGAAAUAUUUGAAGCUAACCAUUUUUGAAGAUUGUUUUUUGUUACAAUGGAAUAAUGCAGUUGUGGCUCAUUAAUGAAUUUUUUUGAUAUUUUAAAAUUUCUUUUAGCUGCCAGCAAUUUAAUUCCAGUCUCAUUAAUGAAACAUCCCAUUUGGUGAACAGUGUAAGGUUAUCUCACCGAAAUUAGCUGUUUCUUUCAAACUAUUUACAAUGUUCAGAUAUAGAUUUGAAUUAAAGAUUAUUCAAAUAAUUAUAGAUUUCAAAGUAACUGUAAAACUUUAUAAUAAAAGCUGUAAGGGAAAACAUUACAGAUGCCUGGCAUACCUUAUCUUAUUAGCUAAAGAGUUUUGGAUGUCAAAUUGGAUUGAAAUUAGCUCAAAAAGCUGGGACUUGUGAAAGCUGAAAAUCAAAAAUCAGCACAGCUUGAACUGAUAAUAAUCAGCCUUUUUGACUAUUACUGUAUGCAGUUGGCUAAAACUUGAGAGAAAUACUAAUUAUUCCCAAUUUCUCUCAGUUUUUGCACUUACUGAGAGGCAGACUUUUUUAUACUUCUCAAUAGCUGUCAGAAAUUAUCUCUAUGUUCGUCACUCGUUAGGCCAGUACAUUGAAUUUUGAUCUGUAUUAUCCUAUUAACUUUUCAAAAUAUUGUUACACAUGUCAUUCCAUAACCUUGUUUUGCAUAUGAAUGUCUUUAUUUUGGGCUGAAGUUAGCUUAUAUCAAUAGAAUGGCUCUGCACAUAAUUAAAUUGAGGGUUGCUAAGGUUAGAGAAUUUGUAAAUUCAGCCUGUCAUGUCUACUAAAGAUAUCAACGCUUCUGAACUUUAUAAUAGUCUGUAACAUAUUUUACUGUAACCUGGAGUUGGCCAAUUUUCCCAUCAGGCAACUUAACUGUCUUUCACAAUUCCACACUAACAAUAAAAGUAAUUAUAAAACUUUAUAAUAAAAAAAAUCCAUAUGCGUGAUAGAAUUUGAUAAAGAUCAGAAGUGGAAUACAAAUAGUAGAAUUCAAGCAGUCUUUAGAGAUAAGCAAGUCAGGGCCAUGUCCAAGGGAGAACAGUCAGUAACUUUUGAUUACAAUAUAGAAAGGUCCCAAUAACAAUUAGGCAUCAUGAAAACCAAGGACUGUCUAUAGGCACAUCCAUCGUUGAUCAAGUGUUUCAUAGGAUUAGUUGUGUAAAGAAUGGGGGAUGGCACCAUAAACAUGGUAUAUGUGAUCACUAACAAUGUAUAAAAAAUACUGUUUAUCACUCUAAAGAUCAGUGUGUAUUGUUGAUCUCUCUCCCAAUCUGAGCUGUAGAUUGAGAGAACAAUUGGGUCCUCACGUUGAAGCCAGAUUCAGGGAAGGUCUUGUGGCCCUCUCCCUGCUUUAACCAAUUGUUGCUUGAAGAAGAAUAAAGUCUGCAUAU